AAUUAACGCAUAAUAUACAAUAAUUAAAAAUGGCUCCUAAGGAAACUGCUACUGGUAAAGCACCUACUAACAAGGUUAAGUCUGCUGAUGGCAAAAAGAGAAAGAUGGCUCGUCGUGAAACCUACUCUUCUUAUAUUUAUAAGGUCUUGAAGCAAGUUCACCCUGAUACUGGUAUCUCUAACAAGGCUAUGUCUAUCUUGAACUCUUUCGUCAAUGAUAUCUUUGAACGUAUUGCUUCUGAAGCCUCCAAGUUAGCUGCUUACAACAAGCGCUCUACUAUUUCUUCUCGUGAAAUCCAAACCGCUGUUCGUCUUAUCCUUCCUGGUGAACUUGCUAAGCAUGCUGUCUCUGAAGGUACUAAGGCUGUCACCAAGUACACCUCAUCCAAAUAAACAGCUUUAAUAAUAACGACAGCUCAAUUUAAUUUGUUUAUCAAAGAAGAAGAGAAAUUGAUGCAUGCAUAUAUUUAUAUAUUUAUAAAAACAAACAAACAAACAAACAUUUUUUUUUUAUUUCGCCCCUUAUUUUACACAAAUUAUUCCUUUUAUAUUUAUAUUUUACUUUACUCUCUUUUUAUUAUGAACAAAUUUGUAUGUACAGCAAAACAAAACAAAAAGAAAGAAAGAACUUUAUUUAAUCUUUUUUUUUUAAUAUAUACUUUGAUAUCCUUUUUUUUAUAUAUAUAUAAUAAACAAUAAACAUUAUUUAAUGUGUAUAUAAUUUUAAUAAA
Cokeromyces recurvatus is the source of this 730-nucleotide messenger RNA. RefSeq names its product Hist1h2bj protein. Gene Ontology annotation, biological process: nucleosome assembly. The record is from RefSeq and is a predicted model, not a curated record. Gene Ontology annotation, cellular component: nucleosome. Gene Ontology annotation, molecular function: structural constituent of chromatin; protein heterodimerization activity; DNA binding. Lineage: Eukaryota; Fungi; Mucoromycota; Mucoromycetes; Mucorales; Mucoraceae. The transcript has a single exon. Bases 30 to 392 code for a protein of 120 amino acids.